Messenger RNA from Athalia rosae (coleseed sawfly), 3885 nucleotides. Its product is annotated as protein groucho-like. Gene Ontology annotation, molecular function: transcription corepressor activity; protein binding. Gene Ontology annotation, biological process: negative regulation of canonical Wnt signaling pathway; regulation of DNA-templated transcription. The transcript is spliced from 11 exons. The coding region runs from base 804 to 3185 and encodes 793 amino acids. Gene Ontology annotation, cellular component: transcription regulator complex; nucleus. Lineage: Eukaryota; Metazoa; Arthropoda; Insecta; Hymenoptera; Athaliidae. The record is from RefSeq and is a predicted model, not a curated record.
GGUGGGUAAAAGCGGUUCCAACGCAAAUGGGGAGGGGAUAGGAAAAGAGGAGAAGUUGGGAGGCCACGUGGUGUCGAACACCGAGUAGUGGGGGAUCGCACGCUCCCCUUCGCUCCGGCCGGCAGUUGAUGGUUGAUACGCGACCCGCGUGUAUGCCGGUCGAGUUUUUUUCCUCUCCGGUUUUUGCGGCAGUCCGUGCUCUCCGAUCGAGCUGUAGGGAAAAUUGUGCAGUUUUAAUUUUUGAAACGGUGAAGAAGCUCAGGUUUUUUUUCUCGUUUUCCCAUUCUUCGAGCAGUCGGUCGUUACGCGGAAUAAAGGCGUGAAAACGAAAGGAUAAAUAAUUAUUGUCGCAGUGUUUCGAGUGUGGUGUGGGUUUUUUUUUUUUUCUUUCUGUCGUGCGAGUGAUAAUACUGCAACGAUGGUGUGCACGUCGCAAUUUUCGACGAUUUAACGGAGGAUCAGUUUGUGCUUCCUCUGGAUGGUUUUUAACCGUAUUUAAAAUUUCGAAUCCCCACCCGCCCCCGACCCCCCCUUAAAUGCCCCUAUUGUGACGGUGGAGUGAGUGAUGAAGUUGGCCAUUAUCAGUUUAUGAAAACAAGUGUACAAAGCGCGACGAUGCUGUGACGAGAGGAGAGGUACACGAUUUACGUGCGUUUUACCGAAUACCGUGUGGCAUUAUUUCGUACCUCCUGGAUACAUCGGUGAGACACGUGCGUCGCAUCUUGCGAUCGAAACACGCAAGGUGAACGGAGUCCGAAACCGCGACGCGGACGAAGUAAUCGCAACGCAGUGACCCCCGAAGGAUGUAUCCGAGCGCCGGGAUCAACGCGGCAGCUGCCGCAGCUGCAGCUGCUCGUCACCCGGGACCGCCGCAGCCAGGUCAACCGUUCAAAUUCACAGUGGGCGAAUCAUGCGACAGGAUAAAAGAGGAAUUCAACUUCCUUCAAGCACAAUAUCACAACAUUAAAAUGGAGUUGGAGAAAUUGGCUCAGGAGAAGACCGAAAUGCAGAGGCACUACGUUAUGUACUACGAGAUGUCUUAUGGGCUCAACGUCGAAAUGCACAAACAGACGGAGAUCGCGAAGCGAUUGAACGCGAUAAUCGCCCAAAUUCUUCCUUUCCUCUCGCAAGAACAUCAGCAGCAGGUCGCUACAGCGGUGGAAAGGGCGAAGCAGGUCACGAUGACGGAGCUGAACGCGAUCGUUGGGCAACAGAGGCCCGACCUACCGCGAUUGAUGCAGCAAAUGCACGCCCAGCAGUUACCACCCGGAGCGUCGAUGGGACCACAUCCCGGAUUGCCGGGACUUCCCGGACUCGGACCGGGAUCGGCACUACCGGUUCCAACCUCCGCGUCCGCGGCACUUCUUCAGGGUCUCGGUCUUCCAACGGUCGCUGGAGCGGCGCCAGGGGGGAGCGCUGGUCACCCCUUAGCGAUACUCGGGAAACCCGAUCAUCACAGAGGGCAGCCGGAUGACCUCAAGAGUAACGGAGGAAUGAGUUCUGCGGAGGAGAGACACAGGAGUUCCAUAUCGCCAGGGGACAAGUACAGCCGCCCCAGGAGUCCUCCGGAUCAGCAUCAUUCUCACCACUCCCAGAACCACCACGACCACCAGAUGCAUGUGAAAAAAAUGAAGAAGGAACAGGACAAAGACAUGGCCCACCAGAGCGACGGGGAGAAAAGCGACCAGGAUUUGGUGGUGGAUGACGCGAGCGAGGGGCCACCGAGUCCCGCGGUAAACGGUACCUCAUCGCCUAGGGAAAAUGGACUCGACAAGCUCGGUUCGUCGUCGGUACCCAUGAACAGUCAGGUGAAAAAAGAAGUGCCUCCUCAUUCGCCGAGAAGCGGGACCAGCAGUAACGCUAGCACACCGUCGGCGAAGAAGAUGGACGAUAGGGAGAAGACGACCACGCCAAUUUCCAAACCUAUGACGCCCACCUCGGUAUCCGGUACAUCGAAACCGUCGGGAUCCGGAAAAAUGAUUCAGGGACCACCGUCGGCGGUACCGAGCGCCUAUCCACCGCAUUAUCCACCGGGUCCACCGCCGCAUCAUUUGACACCCGCGGGACAACAUCCGCACGUCGAUAUGCUAGGUUUUAACGGCUACGCCGCACCCAGACCACCUCCGCAACAACUUUACGAUCCCCACGCGGCCAUGAGAGCUCCGAUGGGGUCCUUGGGAGUACCUGGUGGAAAGCCGGCGUACAGUUUCCACGUUUCCAGCGAGGGUCAGAUGCAGCCGGUCCCUUUUCCCCCAGAUGCCUUGAUAGGUCCUGGCAUACCUAGGCACGCGCGGCAAAUAAAUACACUGACACACGGGGAAGUUGUCUGCGCGGUAACCAUAUCGAACCCCACGAAGUACGUGUACACCGGCGGUAAAGGGUGCGUCAAAGUCUGGGACAUCGGCCAGGGUGGCAACGGAAACGUGAAGCCGGUUUCCCAGCUCGACUGUCUCCAGAGGGACAAUUACAUACGAUCGGUGAAGCUCCUACCGGACGGGAGAACGUUGAUCGUCGGCGGAGAAGCCAGUCAGCUGAGUAUCUGGGACUUGGCGAGUCCCACGCCCCGAAUAAAAGCGGAACUCACGUCCUCGGCGCCGGCCUGCUACGCCCUCGCGAUAUCCCCGGAUUCUAAGGUCUGCUUCAGCUGCUGCAGCGACGGGAACAUCGCGGUCUGGGACCUGCAGAACCAGACGCUCGUCCGACAGUUCCAAGGGCACACGGACGGUGCUUCUUGCAUCGACAUAUCCGCCGACGGGUCGAAACUCUGGACGGGAGGACUCGACAACACGGUGAGAUCUUGGGACCUCCGCGAAGGUCGGCAGCUGCAACAGCACGAUUUCACAUCCCAGAUAUUUUCACUGGGCUACUGUCCCGCCGGUGAAUGGCUCGCCGUUGGUAUGGAGAACUCCAACGUCGAGGUCCUGCACGCUACCAAACCAGACAAGUACCAACUUCACCUUCACGAGUCAUGCGUUCUGUCGCUGAGGUUCGCGUCCUGCGGGAAGUGGUUUGUCUCCACCGGGAAGGACAACCUUCUCAACGCCUGGCGCACGCCUUACGGAGCCUCGAUUUUCCAGUCCAAAGAAUCCUCGUCGGUGUUGAGUUGCGACAUUUCCGCAGACGACAAAUACAUCGUCACCGGAUCGGGCGACAAAAAGGCUACCGUCUACGAAGUGAUAUACUGAGCACCCGUUCUCACCACCCUCUGCGUUAUACAUACUUAGGAUACGACGAAGUGAGAGAAAAAAAUAAAAUUAUUAAAUAAUGUUAGUCAUACAGUAAUGAUAAUGAUGAAUAAUAACGAUUAGAAGUGUAGAUGAAUCCUUCCAACGAGAUCUCAAGAUGUCCGAGUCUAUUGUAAAUACACUAUUUACCACGAUAAAAUGAUAAUAACAAUAACGAUAAAAAUGAUAAUGAUGAUGAUAUGAAUGAUGAUAACGAUACAGCACUUAUAAAUACAUAUAUAUAUAUAUAAAAGGAUUAUACAUAUUAUUAUUGAUACAACUUGACGUUACAUAUGUACAUUUUGUAUAUAAAUUACUUCAUACAUCCUAUCAUAUUUUUCUACCGUGCUGAGGAAAAAUUCGAAAUGUAAAUAUUUGAUUAUAUUAUAGGUAUAUGUAUAAACCCCAUACGUCUGUUAAAUAAUAACGAUAAUAAUCACGAUAACAAUAAUAAUAUUAACAAUAAUGAUAACAAUAGUGACAAAAAAAAAAAAUAAUAAUUGAUUAAGAAAAAUAAUACGAUUAAAAAGUAACCCUAAUAACGACAACGGUAAUAAUAACAUUAAUAUUAAUUUGACGCGUUAUUAAUAUCUUGCCAUUUCACCUCCCAUUUCCCACAGUUGAAUGCAUUAUUAAUAAAUGACAUCUGAAAUUUAUCGGA